This is a messenger RNA of Anthonomus grandis grandis, 1002 nucleotides long. It is a transcript of the gene MED27, whose product is annotated as mediator of RNA polymerase II transcription subunit 27. Gene Ontology annotation, molecular function: transcription coactivator activity. Gene Ontology annotation, biological process: regulation of transcription by RNA polymerase II. NCBI's taxonomy places the organism in Eukaryota, Metazoa, Arthropoda, Insecta, Coleoptera, Curculionidae. The transcript is spliced from 2 exons. Bases 95 to 982 code for a protein of 295 amino acids. The record is from RefSeq and is a predicted model, not a curated record. Gene Ontology annotation, cellular component: mediator complex.
UGAUAAGUAAACAAAAACAAUAACAAACGCCUUUGAGGUUAAAGACAUUUCACCUAAAAAAAUCGAUUAAUUCAGCCCCUUUUCACCGAGAAACAUGGAGCGCGACAUCGAGGGCCUAAAUUCAGCCCUGGUUUCUGUUAAAAUCCUACGUUCGAACGUCCGUAGGGUGUUUGAAUCGGUGAGUAACGGCCUGAGGGCAGACCAUGGCGAGGAGGGCAAAGAAAACAAAUACAUUCUGGAGCUCCAAGAGUUACUCACCAUAGUGAACAACAAUUUGAGGGACGUGGAGAACUCGGUGGGCAACCUCACUCCGCCCCCCAGCGCCUUUAACUUGGGCAACACCACUUACUUGAGCCAAGAGACCACACAGGAAAGACAGCAGCUCUAUGGGCAACUGGUCAACAGCUACAAGUGGACCGAUAAAAUCAGGGAAUACAGUGCUCUGGCAGGGAAUAUCUUGGCAGCAAACUCUUUUAAUAAGACUUAUAAGACCCUGAGCACCACGAAAAGGCGAAAGACCCAGACCAGCAAUCAUAAUGUUGCCCCCGAGGUCAUUGAGAACCUUAUUACCAGCAUUGGGAGGCUGUUUAAUGAUGUCAGCAUCACUGCCAAUAGGCCUUUUGUGCAUAACCCUAUGAUUCAAGUGUCUUUGGGCAGGGUUCUGAAGGCAGUGAUCGCUUUUAAAGGUUUAAUGAUCGAGUAUGUGGUGGUGAAAAACCUGUCGGAAAACAACGAUUUGUGGUCCGAAUCGCGUUACAAAGUUUUCCGGAAAGUGACGGAAAAUUGCCACGCCGCCAUGUGCCAUUUUCACUCACCAAUGAUGCCAGAGUUGGCGGUGAGGUCAUUUAUGCACUGGUUUCAUAGCUACAUUACUUUAUUUAGUGCCCCAUGUAAGAGGUGCCUUAAGCACCUAAAUUGCAAUUUACCCCCCACUUGGAGGGACUUGAGAUCUUUGGAGCCCUACCAUGAGGAAUGUAAAUAAAUUAAAAGUUUUUUUUUGUA